CCUAUUUUGAGGAUAACAGACACCAUUUAGUGAGUAGUGUCAUUCCUCCCCUUUCACAACCCAAACUGUCUAAGAACCGAGGGAGCAACUUGAAUGAUAAAGAAAUUUACUUGGUUGAGGCGAUGGAUGCUGCUCUCGAGGAGGAGAUAAAGGAGCAUAAAGAUGAGAGUGAAAGCAUCAAAAGUGAUCGUCAUUGGAAGAGACCUUUGAAGAAAGCGAAGGUAUCAAGUGAUGAUCUCGACGGAAGGGUUUCAAGUGCUUUGGGAGUCCCUGAUGUUCCACCACUGUCACCUUUGAACCAUCAUCUUGAAGGCCUUAUAGAGCAGUUGAUUCGACCAUUGAGAAAGUUGGUACCUCGAAGACUCCUGCCUCUAAACCAGCCAAACAGUCCUUACGUCCAUCUACUCUUCUCGAGGAGAUUCGUCGAGGCAAGAUGAUAGUGGUAGGAAAAGACAUUGGGAGUCCUUCAUCCAAAGGAGAUGCCUGUCCUAAAGCACCCUUACAGAAGGUCAGCUCGACACCUGCUCCCCUUAAGUUUUCUGAAUCGUUUUUAGACACUUCUAAUAGACAGACUACGAGAAACCCUAAACCUUCUCAGUGAGUUGAUGAAAAUAUUGUUUCAAACUUCUUCAAGAAAACAGCCUUAUAUAUGUUGGAGGAUAUUCAAUAUAAGAUCAUGUGAACUUCUUUUGAAUAUAUCCCAAGACUUAGGCUAGAAAUAGUAACGGUUCUCUCGGAGAUUGAAAAGAUCCAUGCAGAUGGCUUGAUUCCUCUUGAAGAGUAUUUAAAUAGCUAUCUUAAGAGGGACAAUUUCAACGAUGUGUAAUUUUCAUAUUUUGCACAGUUGUUGUCAACAGAUAAAGCUCGUCAAUUAGACGAGAGGACAUCUGCCAUCAAGGAAGCUUUAACUUUGAUGGAACAAGUACGAGGGGAUGCCAAAGUUAUUCAAGAAAGAGCCACGCAGUUAUCUUUAGAAAAGAAGGAACUGAAAAGAAGACUUUAGAGGAUAAAUGUUGAGUCUGAACAACUGUCGAUCUUAUCUUGUGAGAAAGAAGAGGCCAUAAACCAGCAAGAACUAGAAGUUGCCAAGCUCCAAGAUGAAGUUAACACCCUUGAAAGCACCCUGUUAUUACUGAAGAAGUGAUUGAGGCACUGGCUACGGUUCCCAGGAGCAUGGAAGCUUUGAUUUAUGCCUCAUUUGCCCCAUUUUCUUUUGUUGCAAUCCUUGUAAAUGUAUAAAAAAAAAUUUGUUGAAUGAUAAUGCAAAAGA
Messenger RNA from Cucumis melo (muskmelon), 1270 nucleotides. RefSeq lists its product as uncharacterized. The transcript has 2 exons. Lineage: Eukaryota; Viridiplantae; Streptophyta; Magnoliopsida; Cucurbitales; Cucurbitaceae. The record is from RefSeq and is a predicted model, not a curated record. Bases 123 to 437 code for a protein of 104 amino acids.